GGCCCCGCCCCUACCACGUGAUCUUAGCCAACCAAUGGGAAGGCACACGCUGCGUGACAGGCCGUGAGACACGUGAUGCAAGGAAAGGGAGGGGCGGAUCAUAUGACUUCAGCCUCUUCCGGGUCUCAGCCGGAGACUUCCAGUGACGGUUAUAGAAGCCCUCGUGUUAAGUGUAUUAUGUGUUUCCGUGGGCGCCAGGCUACCUUUGUGGGCCAGUGAGCGAAUUUAUACCAACUGCCGUCAUGAAAUACUCUCCUAAAUGCCUUUAGAGGGGCGAGUAGGAUCCAGGCUCUAUGCUCCAAGAGUACACACCGAUAGGCCCAGUUGCCUGGUGCCAAGGCUGGCGACAUACAGAGGGUGUGUCACCCAACCUGGACUGGGGAUCUGAGACUUACUGGAAGAAGGGACCUUAUACCUUCACAAACCGAAGCAGAGUGGAGCUCAAUCCUGGUGGAGGAGAUAGAGGCCACCUCAGUGAUCUCCUUGCCCUCAGGCAUUUCUCUUCAAUCUUGCCUUUUUACAGCAGUCAUAGUAAUCUAACACACAAAGCUCACAAUCAGUGCGCUUCUUAGAAGCAUCCCACAUCUUCCCUUGGACUCAACACAAGUCCAAGUCUGUCGUGCAAGAUCUUGCAGAGCCUGACACCCACUCCAAGCCCAGGGCAGUGGAGCAGGGGUUGGGGGAAUGCCUCACCAACCACAGGGAAAUACUUGGAGUUUCCUGAUUGACUUUCUGGACUUUACACACAUGGCCUGGCACACUGUCUCCCCACCCGGUCUGCCUGCCCAAAGCGCCUGUGUUCAUGGAGCAUGCCUUCUAGUGCUCACAUUAUAUUCUCUGUUCCUGUGUCAGUCUCUUCUAACAAAGGUGGAGUUCCAGGGGGACAGGGACAGGAUCCGACUCUUCUCUGUGACUCAAGCCUUGGCACUUGCUUAGGAUUUGGAAUUAUUGAGUAACUCACAACCUCCCUAUCACCUUGGCUCACACCAUACCCUAUGUCCUGAACCAAGGGAUUUGAGGAGAGGUCACCAAACCCAGUAGCUUUAUUACCCCUCAAAUCAAGACCCCGGAGUUCUGUAAGUUCUUUGAGGACUCCUGAAGGGUAGGAGGCAGCUCAAGCUUGUACCUGGGGUUGGUAACUUGAACUGCAGGUCUCAGGUGACAGCAGCAGCCGCAGCAUCAAUAAUUGACAGCAAGUCCAGCCUGCCUCAGGGUUCUUCCCCACCCCAAGGACUCCCCCUCCUGUCCUAUGCUCUGAUCUUCCCCAAGCAGGAGCCUCCAGCCCAGGCCCAGGUAGGGACCAUGUCCCCCGCCAUCGCGCUGGCCUUCCUGCCACUGGUGGUGACAUUGCUGGUGAGGUACCGGCACUACUUCCGACUACUGGUACGCAUGGUCUUACUCCGGAGCCUCCGAGACUGCCUGUCAGGGAUGCGGAUUGAGGAGCGGGCCUUCAGCUAUGUGCUCACCCACGCCCUGCCUGGGGACCCUGGUCAUAUCCUCACCACCCUGGACCACUGGAGCAGCCACUGCGAGUACCUGAGCCACAUGGGGCCUGUCAAAGGUCAGAUCGUGAUGCGGCUGGUGGAGGAGAAGGCCCCUGCUUGUGCACUGGAGCUGGGCACCUACUGCGGGUACUCCACACUGCUUAUUGCCCGUGCCCUGCCCCCUGGGGGUCGCCUUCUCACUGUGGAGCGGGAUCCACGCACAGCAGCAGUGGCUGAAAAACUCAUCCGCCUGGCUGGCUUCGACGAGCGCACGGUGGAGCUCAUCGUGGGUAGAUCAGAGGAGGUGAUCCCGCGCCUAAGAACCCAGUACCAUAUGAAUCGGAUUGACCUGGUGCUCCUGGCACACAGGCCCCGACGUUAUUUGCGGGACCUGCAACUGCUGGAGGCCCAUGCCCUGCUGCCAGCUGGUGCCACAGUGUUAGCUGACCACGUGCUCUUCCCUGGUGCACCUCGCUUCCUGCAGUACGCCAAGAGCUGUGGCCGCUACCGCUGCCGCCUCCACCACACUGGCCUCCCUGACUUCCCUGCCAUCAAGGAUGGCAUAGCCCAGCUCACCUACUCAGGGCCUGGCUGAGGUCCAGGCCCAGGGGUACUUACUGCUGCCUCCCCCCACCCCCCAACCAAGCAAGGACCUCAGAAUAUCCCCUCCCCUCCCUGCUUGUGGACUGACACAUACUGGGCUCAGGGCUAGGGAGUCUCUCCUCCCACCUCUGUCUCACUCUGGCUCCACACUAACCUGAGGCCUCAAGUUCUGUCAGGCUGUUUGAUCCCACUGGUCCCCCUCCUUCCAGUCCAGAGUCAUGGACUGACAGGCAAGAGACUUCAGCUCACAACACAGCCCUGUCACUGAUUUGCUGGGUUACUCCAUGGGAGUCCCUGCCCUGCUCUGAGAUCUAAUCUGUUCUAACACCAAGGAAGUUGACUAGGAGAGCUCCAGGGGCCUCCCAGUUCUGGCGCUCAGAAAGCCUGCCUCCCACCCCCCACCCCACCCCAUCCCAUUCCAGGUGGGAUCAAAGGAAACAGUAAACACUGAGUUAGAGGCCCUGCAGGAAUGGCUGGGUGCAAGCUGGGCCAGAGGAAAUGGCAGUGGAGCCUGGGCCCACAGCCAGGGCUACCCUGGCCUUCCCUAGCCCCAGCCCGCGUGGCC
Molecule: messenger RNA, 2652 nt
Organism: Orcinus orca (killer whale)
Lineage: Eukaryota; Metazoa; Chordata; Mammalia; Artiodactyla; Delphinidae
Gene: TOMT
Product: transmembrane O-methyltransferase
Exons: 4
Coding region: 1303-2079 (258 amino acids)
Biological process (GO): catecholamine catabolic process; developmental process; dopamine metabolic process
Molecular function (GO): catechol O-methyltransferase activity
Source: RefSeq, a predicted model, not a curated record